Messenger RNA from Aspergillus puulaauensis, 1404 nucleotides. RefSeq names its product putative oxalate decarboxylase. Gene Ontology annotation, biological process: oxalate metabolic process. The coding region runs from base 1 to 1404 and encodes 467 amino acids. Lineage: Eukaryota; Fungi; Ascomycota; Eurotiomycetes; Eurotiales; Aspergillaceae. The transcript has 7 exons. The record is from RefSeq and is a predicted model, not a curated record.
AUGAAGUCUACUCUUGCCUUUUCUGUACUCGCACUCUUGACCUCUGCCCAAGGAGCACCCACGCUUCCUAAGCGGCAGGGAGGAAACCCUCCGUUACGCGGACCGCAGGAUCUUCUCGGAUACUCGCCUGACAAUAAGAUAGCGGAGCCAAGUGCCGAGAUUCAUUAUACCCCUGUCCCGGGCCAGAAGGACGAUGAGGACCUAGGUGUCUACCUGGACUUCUCCAAGACCGAGAACCCGCAGCCAAUCCGUGGCUCACUGGGUGGGACUGACCCUGGCCCACGAAACGCUGCCAUCGACCGCCAGAACAGUGACAAGCUAGCUCCCCCGGGGACAGACCAUGGACAGACUAUCAAUGCUAACUGGCCCAUGUCACUGAGCAAGGCCAAACUGGGCCUUGACGGUGCUGGGUGGUCCCGACAGGAGAACACCGUUGUGAUGCCUGAUGCUACCAAGAUGGCUGGUGUUGAUAUGCGCCUGGAAGAGAGCGCGUAUCGUGAACUGCAUUGGCACUUGGCAGGUGAAUGGAGUCUUGUUCUCAAUGGGUCAUGCAGAAUUCAGGCUGUAAACGAAGAUGGCCAGACCUUCAUCGACGACGUGACCGAGGGCGACGUCUGGUUCUUCCCUCCUGGCGUGCCCCAUUCCAUCCAAGCCCUUGAGGGUGGUGUUGAGUUUCUGCUCGUCUUCGACGACGGGUCCUUCUCUGAAGACAACACCUUCCUGGCGUCCGAGAUAUUCGCCCAUAACCCGAAAUCCGUCUUGAGCAAGAACUUCGAUCUCCCCAUUUCCUCCUUCGACAACAUCCCCGAUGGCGAGCUCUUCAUCUUCCCUGGAACGCCCGCCCCAGACAACAUCGCAGACCAGAACGUCAGCACCACAGCCGGUCCAGUCCCUCUGGCAGAGUCCUACUCAUACCACUUCUCCGAGCAACCAGCACACAACGUUGCCGGCGGGAGCGUCAAGAUCGUUGACCCACAAACCUUCCCGAUAGCAAACAACUUCGCAGCAGCCGUAGUCACCGUGAAACCCGGUGCGAUGCGUGAAAUCCACUGGCACCCGUCCAGCGAUGAAUGGAGCUUCUUCAUCCGCGGACAGGGAAGGGCGACGCUUCUCGAGGCUCCUAAGACCGCGACAACCUUUGACUUCCACCCGGGCGAUGUGGGAUACUUCCCCAAGUCUCACAGUCACUACAUCGAGAACACGGGAGAUGAGGAUCUCGUGUUCGUGGAGGUGCUGCAGGCGGAUCAAUUUAGCGAUAUCGCAUUGGGCCAGUGGCUAGGCUCAACACCGAAGGCGAUUGUCGGGGAUACGCUGAACUUGGACGACAAGGAUCUUGACAAGCUGAAGUCAGACAAGCAGUAUAUCGUGUCUGCCCCGAGCAACAACAAUAGCACACAGGGCUGA